AUGAGGAAUGUACCACUAGUGAAGCUUGGACACGCUCCAGGGCCACAACAUUUUUCCAAGCCUUUAGUGCCGCUAGACCAGGUAUUCAUAGAGAUCGACGCUGGUUCAGUGCGAGGAACCAUUGUUACCACGUCGCAAGGCGUCAGCGUUCGUGCCUUCCUGGGGAUUCCAUUCGGAGAGUCAACGGAAGGUCGUAACAGGUUCCGCAAGCCUAUACCGGUGAAAGCGUGGAAUGGCACGUUCAACGCGACUAAGGCGAGGACUCCCUGCGUUCAAGAGUCAUACCUGUCACAAGCCAUGCGCAUAGACAACGCGAACACUACCGAGGACUGCUUGCACCUGAACAUCUGGGCGCCAAUUCAGCAACACCCCACGGAGCCCAAGAAGGCAGUCAUGGUCUACUUCUACGGGGGAUCCUUCACGCACGGUGGCAACAGUUACUUCUUUUACGACGGUCGCUACAUAUCGAGCAUCGGAGAUGUCGUAUUGGUCGUUCCGAACUACAGGCUCGGUGCUCUUGGGUUCCUGAACGCGGGAACGCCAGACGCGCCAGGAAACGUUGCACUGCACGACCAGAUCCUGGCGCUUUCCUGGGUCAAGGACAACAUUGCCGCUUUCGGGGGAGACCCGAAUCGAGUCGUCCUCUUUGGCCAAAGUGCAGGUGCGAUCUCCGUGAGCUUUCUGCAGAUAUCGCCCCUCACUCGCCACUUGUACAGGCGAGUCAUCCUGCAGAGUGGCUCGGCUUUGGUGCCACUUCCUGAGAAUAGCCGCGACGUGGCGCUCGCGAACCUGAGACACAUAGCGAGCGCCACUAACUGCACCAGGGUGUUUCCGAACGGCAACUUGUCAACCGUGGACACAGUCAGCUGUCUGAGAACUGUCGAUGCCAAGGCUCUCGUCGACGUGAAAGGCGCAUUCUUCUAUCCCUGUUUCUACGACAAGGUCCUACCACAGCUUCCGACUGAGCUUCUCAAAUCCGUGGACUUCAGAGACCACGAAAUGUUAAUCGGAAACACGCUUCGUGAAGGUGACAUGUUUUUUGAAGCGAUGUUCGGCCAGAAGAGGCGGUCGUCUCCUGCGCCUGCAGAAUCACGUCUCAGCUUGGAUGCAAUAGCCAAAGCGUACGACUUCUUCUACAAGCGGACUGGUUUCUUGAAAGCGCUGUUUACGCUGGCGCAAAUACAGCGGCUGUACGACUUACUAGCCAGACUUACGAGGGAUUCAAAGACGCCGUCGGGGAUCUUUUGUUCAACUGCCCGACCAAGUUUUUCGCAAAGUACUUUGUAG
Messenger RNA from Rhipicephalus microplus (southern cattle tick), 1287 nucleotides. Its product is annotated as acetylcholinesterase-1. Gene Ontology annotation, cellular component: plasma membrane. Gene Ontology annotation, molecular function: acetylcholinesterase activity. The record is from RefSeq and is a predicted model, not a curated record. Lineage: Eukaryota; Metazoa; Arthropoda; Arachnida; Ixodida; Ixodidae. Gene Ontology annotation, biological process: choline metabolic process; acetylcholine catabolic process.